UGUCAUGUCGUCAUCGUAACACCGCAAAUAGCAUGCAAUGGUGCAAAAAGAAUUUCUAAUGGAAAAUCAUAAAUAAAAACGAAUCAUUUCACAAUCGUUGCACACUGCAACUACUAUCACAAUGUUCUCAAAAGCCUACAAGCUUAAAUCGAACAGCACGUUGAAGAAUUCUGAAAAGAAACAUCUUGUUCUAAGGAUACAGGAUGAAUUUUCAAAUGUGUCUGAAGAAAAGGUGAAGGAAUUGGUGCCCGUAAAAUCGAGUACUAUUUGCAUGAAGUUGACCCUUCACUCUGGGGACACUGUUGGUGUUUACGCCGUGGAUGGUAUUCCUGUGCUGAUCGAGACCGCAGAGCAACUGGUACCGACUGUAUGUGCUCUGUGGAAGGUCCCCGACAUGGUACCAAUGAUGACUGUCCACUCUCCAGUUGUACCGAAGGUACUAGGUGGAGCUUCGGUGUAUCUCCCCGGGGUGACGUUGCCGGCCGGCGGGCUCGGCUUCCCGCAGUUCCGCGCGGGCGCGAUCGUAGCGGCCAACACGACGGACAACGCCGCGGCCGCCGUAGUGGGCCGAGCCGUCAUGUCCAGCGGCGAUAUGUUGCUGAGAGCUGCAGGCACGUGUUUGGAAGCUAUCCAAGUGAUUGGUGACCAGCUCUGCAAAGACCCCAAGCUGGGCAAGGUAGAGCGACCCAAACUGGGUCUCCCGGUGUACGGGGACGGUAGCCCGGCAGUGGAUCUCGCUGCGGAUAUUAACCAGCUAACCAUCAGAGAGGAGUGGCCAACCCUGGGCAAAGCCCCGGCACCAGCCCCGGCGACCCCGGUCCACAACGAGCCUAAAAUCAUUACGGAAGCACUGACGCCCCAAUCAGAGGACACUGCACAAGUUGAUGACAGUGUUGAUGACACCAUGGUCACAGACUCGUCCCAUAUAGAAGAAGAUAUCCCCUCGGACAUGGACGGGCUGCUGCUCUGGUGCUUGCUGGUCUUCCUCAAGCUGGAAGGCAGGACGCUCCAACUGCCUCUCAAGACCAACAUUCUGUACAAAAAUCACCUGAUGCCACUGUGUCCUCCCGGCAGAACGCUUGACGUCAAAAAGUCGACUUACAAGAAAAUGGGAAAAUUCAUGGACGCCAUGCAAGAGGAAGGCCUCGUGGAGGUCCGCGAGCUGGAGAAGGGCGUGUCGGCCGUCGUGGCCGCCAACCUCGCGCACCCGCGGCUGCGGCGAGUGCGCCCCCCCGCGCCCCCCGCGCCCGCCGCCGGGGGAGGGGGGGCUGCGGGGGGAGCGGGGGAGGAGUACGCGCCGCCUGCCGUCAGGGAGGUGCACUGCGUCACCGCCGCGGUGGGGCCCGUGCUGCCGGACUACAAAAAGGGUACUCCACUAUCAUCAGCAACGGUGCGCUCCACUCUCACCGAGUACGUGAAGUCAAGGGAACUGAACUCAAAGCAGAGCAAGGGAGCGGUCGUGCUGGACGCCGCGCUCGCUAAGAUACUAGGCAAGCAGGAACAGGUGUCCGUGAAAUGGGACGAGCUGAUGUCCGGAGUGUUGUCUCGGAUGACGGCCGCCACGGAGAUGAGCUUCGCGGACGGCACCUCCAGCCUCGUCAAGGCCAAACUGGAGCCUAUCACCAUGACUAUAGCCAACAGGAGUGGGAACAAGAAGGUGACGCUGGUGUCGAACCUGGAGUCGUUCGGCUUCUGCCUGCCGUCGCUGGCGGCCGCCUGCCAGCGCGGCGCGGCGGCCGCGUGCGGCGUCACGCGCGCGCCCGGCGCCCGCCGCGACCAGCUCAUGCUGCAGGGCGACCAGACUCACUUUAUAGCGAAAUUGCUGUGCGAAACAUACGGUCUGCCAAAGAAGUUUGUAGAAGGAGCGGACAAGGCACUGAAGAAGAAAAAGUAACUCUUAAGUUAACUGAAUCUAAUUCCCAACCUUGUGAUAAGACUGUGUGAUCUAAAAUAAAACU
Messenger RNA from Amyelois transitella, 1958 nucleotides. It is a transcript of the gene eIF2D, whose product is annotated as eukaryotic translation initiation factor 2D. The coding region runs from base 122 to 1894 and encodes 590 amino acids. The record is from RefSeq and is a predicted model, not a curated record. Gene Ontology annotation, molecular function: translation initiation factor activity; RNA binding. The transcript has 12 exons. NCBI's taxonomy places the organism in Eukaryota, Metazoa, Arthropoda, Insecta, Lepidoptera, Pyralidae. Gene Ontology annotation, biological process: translational initiation; formation of translation preinitiation complex.